CGCGCCAACAAGACAAAUCCACCCAUGACCUUCUAAAUUCUCUCUCUCUCUCUCUCUCUCUCUCCCUCUCUCUCUAUAAAAAAUAUCAGAAAAACUGAUCACAACCCAGAAAAUUAAUAUUGGCAAAAUGGUCUUGAAAGACACUACUACUACGAAGAAGGAAAAAUAUGAGAACAAGAACAUGAUGAGAAAGGGGAAUAAUUUGUUCAUGUGUUUUAGACCGGUUGUGCUCGAACCGGACGGUUCGGGCAGGGAAAUCAACGAUCCGUUUCUCACGUACAUCGCCGUACAGAGGAACAAGGAAAGCGUUGUGUUUCCCAAAAAAGCGCUGUCGGAAAAAGACGACGAGAAAUCUUUGUCGUUCGAAGCAAUUAAGGAAGAGGAUUUUCCGGCCGGAAAGAAAAUUGGCGGCAGUCGUAGGUUUUCCCAUGUCUUGAAGGCAGUUUUGUUUGAAGCAUCCAUGGCUAGGAAGAUCAAGAAAGGAAAAUCAGAUAAAAAGUCAUCACAUUCAUUAAGCGAGAGUGCAAGGUACAGUUAUCAAAAGUCUUCACACAAAGACCAAUUUGAUUUUGAUUUUGGCUUUGGCCAAAGAAUUAUUUCACGUACCGCAUCUGCUUUAGCCACAUCUCCCUCUGCCUCAACGGCCACGAGUUAUUGUCCUUCAUGUUCGUCAUCCUUGGUCGCCAAACCGACGUCGUUUGCGUCAAACUCAACCGAGUCAAAGCCGACGUACGAAAAUGUUAAACAACAAUAUAGGCAAAGAGGGUAUGAUACUACUUGUAAGAGUGGUUUGUUCUUAAUGCUUAUUAGUCUCUUGGUCUUGGUCUUUUGGGGUAAGAUUUGUGCUAUUGUUUACACUUCGACGUGGUUUUGCUUCGUGGCUCGUUGGAUUAAUGUUAAGGUCAUGACCGAUUUGACUGAUCCGUCGGAGAAUUCGUCGGAGUGCAAGAGGAAGAUCGUCAUGGAAGGACUUCUGGCAAGGGAACGUGGGAGCUUCCCUUGUUAAUAGAAGUACGUGUGGAAUAAAUAAAAAAUAAAGGCAAGGUGUUUCUUAAGAAGUUGCCCCCAAAGCAAGAAGAUUAAUCAAUUGAUAAUAUUAUUAUUAAA
Molecule: messenger RNA, 1107 nt
Organism: Morus notabilis
Lineage: Eukaryota; Viridiplantae; Streptophyta; Magnoliopsida; Rosales; Moraceae
Exons: 2
Coding region: 128-1006 (292 amino acids)
Source: RefSeq, a predicted model, not a curated record